UUAUUUGAAGGUUCCCUUUUCACCCUCCAUAUAUUAUAGAUAUGUGAGGAGAGUGCCUCUGCAAAUGUGUGUGUGUGUGUGUGUGUGUGUGUGUGGAGAGAGAGAUGAGCAGGAAGAGAGUGUUGGUAGUGGGAGGAACAGGCUACUUGGGUCAGCAUCUAUUGCAAGACUUAUCAGACCCCCAAGGAACAACGCUCUACGAUCUAGCAUUCACAUACAACGCCAACCCUCCUCCCAAGCCUUUGCUCGAUGCCAUUCCCCAUGCCCUCUCUUUCCGCCUAGAUUUACGGACUGGGCAUGGGUUCGAUGCCAUUUCACGAACAUUUGGCCAGCCUCAUGUGGUGGUCAAUUGUGCCGCACUCUCUGUACCUCGUGCCUGUGAGAUGGAUCCUGCAGCUGCCUUGUCUAUUAAUGUGCCUUCUGCUCUUGUAAAAUGGUUAUCAAGCUUUCAGAGGAAUACUUUUCUGAUUCAUCUAUCAACUGAUCAAGUUUAUGAAGGGACAAAGAUCUUCUACAAGGAAGAGGAUGAAACUGUUCCUGUGAAUGUUUAUGGAAAAUCCAAAGUGGCAGCAGAGCAAUUUAUUUCUGCAAACUGCUCUAAUUUUGCAAUUUUAAGAAGCAGUAUCAUAUUUGGGCCACAGUCUGUCUCACCUGUUCCAAAGUCGCUUCCCAUUCAGUGGAUGGACAACGUCCUCGCUAAAGGAGAUAAAGUGGAGUUCUUUCAUGACGAGUUCCGUUGUCCAGUCUAUGUCAAGGAUGUUGUGACUAUCAUACGAACAUUGGCUAACAGAUGGAUCUCAGAGGAUAAGCAAAUGCAAUUGCUUUUAAAUGUUGGAGGGCCAGACAGAGUGUCCCGUGUUCAGAUGGCCGAGGCUGUGGCACUUAUUAGAGGUUACGAUACCUCAUUAAUCAAACCAGUCUCUGCAUCAUCAAUUGAUCGUGGUGUAAAGUCCCCAUCUGAUAUAUCCAUGGAUAUCACUAAACUGGUUAAAACGCUAGAUUCUUCUCCUAUUUCAUUUAGAGAUGGUGUCAGAUUGACGCUUGCAACUGAACCUAGUUCUUGAUGGUGUAAAACUCUCAUUCUUGUAUAUUGCUCGCUCCCUCAUCGUCGCAGUGUUCCAUGUCAGGCCAGUAAUGUUGAGUCACAACUGUAUCACCAUGUUUGAUUACUUGUAUAAUUGAUGGACUUUAGUUCCAUAAAAGAGAGAGAGAAGUUUUGGUGCUUGCAUUGUGGAGCUUAAUAUGUAAACGCAUUCCCAACAAAUAAGAUGUUGAAAAACAUCAUGAUAUUUUUUGCCAAGUAAUUUUUUUAGAGAACUAGCUGGUUGUAAA
Cornus florida is the source of this 1332-nucleotide messenger RNA. RefSeq lists its product as uncharacterized. The transcript is spliced from 6 exons. NCBI's taxonomy places the organism in Eukaryota, Viridiplantae, Streptophyta, Magnoliopsida, Cornales, Cornaceae. The record is from RefSeq and is a predicted model, not a curated record. Bases 105 to 1064 code for a protein of 319 amino acids.